AACGGGCCCCGGGUUGGUGUUUGUAAACUUGCCUCGGUCCCGGCGGGGACAGCGGUGGCCACGGGGUUGGCACGGCGUGCUGGGGCCUGGAGGAGGCGCCGCGCGGCUGGGGAGACAGUGGAAGGCCGCGCCUGGCAGGUUUGUGAAACAGAUGUGAAUUUCAUCCAGAGAAUUCAGCUGGAAAACCAAGACUGGCAGACUCUUUUUCUUCAGACAAUAGGCAGGAGCCAGGCAGAGACCAGGGAUUCUUGGAACAUCUAUCUUCCCUUUGGAGGACACUAAAUUCUAUGUGAAGACAAAGGCAGUUCAAUAUGGCAGCAGGACUGAAGGGACACGAAGGAGUUGUUACAGGGAUUUGGUGACAGUUCUUCAAACAACAGUGUCUUAAAGAAAGGUGGAUCAAGAAGCUCCUGAACUUUUGUGUUGCAUUAAGUGAGAAAUCAGCAUGGCUCAGGCAAGUCUCCUGGCUUGUGAAGGCCUAGCAGGUGUGAGUUUGGUUCCCACUGCAGCCAGCAAGAAGAUGAUGCUGAGCCAGAUUGCCAGCAAGCAGGCCGAGAAUGGAGAGCGGGCGGGUAGCCCUGAUGUGCUGAGGUGCUCGAGUCAGGGCCACCGAAAAGAGAGUGAUAAGUCCCGGAGCCGCAAAGACGAUGACAGCUUGACUGAGGCCUCUCAUUCAAAAAAGACUGUUAAAAAGGUGGUGGUAGUGGAGCAAAAUGGUUCUUUUCAAGUAAAGAUUCCCAAAAAUUUUGUUUGUGAACACUGCUUUGGAGCCUUUAGGAGCAGUUACCACCUCAAGAGGCACAUCCUUAUUCAUACUGGUGAGAAGCCCUUCGAGUGUGAUAUAUGUGAUAUGCGCUUCAUCCAGAAGUACCACCUGGAGCGUCACAAGCGUGUACACAGUGGGGAGAAGCCCUACCAGUGUGAACGGUGUCACCAGUGUUUUUCUCGGACAGAUCGAUUACUCAGACACAAACGGAUGUGCCAAGGGUGCCAGUCCAAGACUUCUGAUGGGCAGUUUUCUCUAUAAGCGCAAGGGGCCCCAGGUGGUGGGAGUGAUCAGCAGAAUCUACCGAAGAGCGCACCCCCUCUGGUCUGAUGGUCCCACCACCACCCCAUCUGUACCUGUUCCCCUCCUGGAGGAGUGGACCCAGGAGACCGGAAGAGUGCAUCAGGGGACAGCAGGCCCCAGAGCAUCAGCUCUGUAAAUAGUCUGAGACUAUGAGUAUCUCGGGGAAGUUCCUACAGCAUUCCCGGGUAGGGAAGCUAGUCCCUGGACCCUUGGCUGAGGUCAUAGGUGGGGACUCAAGGUACAGGACCAAGACUGAAGUGUGGCUCCCGCGACCUUGGACCCCAGCUGGCAGCUGAAAUGGAAAAGACUGGGGAGAGGGAUUUGUUUGUUCUGUUCUUGUUUUUGUUUAUCCAAAAGCAAUUUCAGCAGGUGCGCUGUGGAAACAGGUAGUAUGGAGGUAUAGAGUCCUGGUCAAAGCAGGGACUGGCUGCUCCAGCCCUCCCCCGAAAUUGAGUUUUUAGUUGCAGUUGAUCCUCAAUGUUCCAUAGCCCUGGACCUCACCUCCUGUUUGAAGGAGAAUAGGAGCAGGGAUGGCAGCUGAGCUUCCUUUGGCCUCUGUGUACACUGUAGGGACAAAAGAAAGAACAGUGGGAGGAGCAGAGAAGGACUGGAUCCAAAAAGAGUGGACAGGUACCUCUCGUUUCCUUCGGGGAAGAGCGAGAGUUGCAGCCACGGUGUUGUACCGGCCCACGCCACACGGGUACCUAGGGGGUCAGCUCAAGUGCCUUCUGGAGGAAACUUGGGUGAGAGCGGCCCGUGAAACCCCUUUCCUUUCUCUCUCUGGGCAGUUGGUCUUGGGGAUAGUUUUUGGCUACCUCGCUGAUGUGGACUCCUAAGCCAGACAGAGGUGUUGAGCAGGGAGUCGUGGCCGUCAGAGUGGGUUCUGUCCUUGUGUCCCCUUAGGAACCACCCAGGCUGGUCCCAAGCUGGGUAACAGCUGUUGACGCAGCAAAGGAAGUUGGUGUCCCCUGACGUGGCUGUUGAGUCGUGUGAGCUGUUCUCCUGCCCAAGUCCCGUCACUGUAUCUGGGUAGAGCAGAUAGGGGUCUGGCCUUUGGUCCCAAAGAGCAAGAUCUUGGCUUUCUUCUUGAUGGCCAUCCCUACCUGACAAAGAACUGCGGGGGGUGGGGGCGCUGCAGAGAAAAAACUAAGGAAGAGACCUAACAUAGGUGUGAUUCUUAAGUCUGUUCUCUGCUCCUCUCUGCUCCCAGCGCCACCACCCAAUAUCCACCACCCCCCGAAAGUGAUCAGGGGUGUGUGUGUGUGUGUGUGUGUAGUAUGUGAGUGUUGAUGUUUGUAUGCUUGGAGGUGGCAUAUUAUUGAGCCAAACCCUUCUCCAGCCCUCAACUCAGGGGAGGAUGAGCAUGAAACAGCCUCUCCUCAGCCCCCUCAGCCUGAAGGGUGCUUGAGGUCCCAGCAGGAGCUGAAGAGCUCAAUUCAGGGGACUGGAGGGCUUUGUUUUGGAGGUGUUGUGUUGUGUUUUGUUUUGUUUUUUAAUUCAACAGACUGCUGGUUAGGAUGUUUCUGACCCAAACCAGGGCUUGUGAAUAUGAACUUUCUAAAGUGAAAUAAAAACCCUCUUUCCUCCUGCUUAGGAAAGGAUCCUGUGGGAGGUUCUGGGGUUUGGUGGACCCCCCCAGGUUGUGACCUGCCCUGACCUACUGGGCUGGGGGGUAGUUAUGGAGUAAUCAUGGAAACUCGGUGAACCUGACCAAGCUGUCAGUGGAGAUCUGAGCUAGCAUUCUCCAGGAGGUGUGGUAUCAUUUCCCAGAAAGUGGAGGGAAUGGCAGCAGCAAGCUCCCAGCUGUUGCCUGUUCUGGAGGAAAUAACAGGUUCAGGGGUGGUCUCCAUACCUCUGAGGUGCGAGGAUUUUGGGGGGAAGAAAGAAAGGAGGCCUGGCACCUUAGCCGUCUUCCCUGACAGCAUCCGAGAUCCUGUUGGGGAGACGCUGGGGGAUGUCUUUGCCACCUGUGCUCCUCUAAUUUUAUGCUGGCACUCCAGAAACUAGACCACAAGUCCUUGAACCUGCCCGUGGUCCCUGCAAGUGGGGCGUCUUUCUGCAUGUGAGCCAGCCCCUUCCCUGUUAGAGGGUUCUACUGGGGGCUGGGAUUGGUCUAGGAUACCUUUAGAAAAACGGUCCUUUCACGAGUGCUUUGGAAAAUGGGAAGCUUCCCUCCCUGCCACCUGUGGCUAACCUGUCUAGAGUUGAGAUGGGUUGGGGGGAUGCGUGGAGAAUCACGUGAGUGCUCUGUGCCCCUGCGUGUGCGAAUAUGUGCUUAGGUCAAAAUGUGCCCUGGCCCCCUACAGGCCUCUGCUUCCUGCCUGGGUGGACAGGAGAGAGAGAACUUCAAAGCAUAUGUGCAGAGAGCCAUACCAGAACCACCUCUGCCAAGGACUGGGUGCGGGGAAACUCGGGAGCAGGUGGUUAGCUCAGUUGUCCAGGUGCUGGUGUUCUGGGGUCAUGACUAUGCGAGGAGAGAGGAGCAGAGAGGCAAAAGGAGUGACUUAGUGCCCAGGGGGCUUAGGAGUCCCACUUAACACCCCAGGGAAAUCGCAGACUGAGACCGCUGCAAAGGCUCCUGGGUCCAAUGUCCCACCCCUCCUCUGCUGGGGCAGGGGUGGGGGGUUCUAGCACUGGAAAGAAGCCUCAGGUGUGUCCGGAGUGGAGGGAAAGGGAAACAGGGCCGGCUCUCGGAGAUGGGAUGUGGGAUUCAGGGACCUGGGAAAAAGUAGCGCCAGUUCCUGGGUGGGCUGCUGUACCAGGCUCCACCAGCCCUGCCCUUCCCAGCACCCCCAGUCUUUUCCGUCCGCCCCCCCAACAGCCUCUUGUUGUCACUUAGCUACUGAUUGUGCCCCAUGGCUUGAUUUGGGAGGGUUAAAUGAGGUGUGGUGUGGAGUCCCCCACAACUUUUAACCCUCUCCCCAGAUGUUCUUUGCCUCUGUGUGGCCCUGGGGCUUUUAUCUUAACAAUCCCUCCUACCCUUCUCUUUUUUUUUAAUAUACUUAUUUUGCUAUUGGGGGAGGGGAAUAUUAAAUGAACAAGAUCACUUUUAAAUGGUAGUUUUUAUAAGAUGUUAUAAACUUGUAUCUUUUUACCAUUAAAGUGCAGUGUAUGUUCCUUCGUGAUAUAUUUAGGAUAUUUAAAUAAAAAGAAAAUGGGGCUUUUGUA
Molecule: messenger RNA, 4237 nt
Organism: Phacochoerus africanus (Common warthog)
Lineage: Eukaryota; Metazoa; Chordata; Mammalia; Artiodactyla; Suidae
Gene: ZNF740
Product: zinc finger protein 740
Exons: 7
Coding region: 446-1027 (193 amino acids)
Biological process (GO): regulation of transcription by RNA polymerase II
Cellular component (GO): nucleus
Molecular function (GO): DNA-binding transcription factor activity, RNA polymerase II-specific; RNA polymerase II cis-regulatory region sequence-specific DNA binding
Source: RefSeq, a predicted model, not a curated record